GUAGUUUGAUACAAGGGUUUACAAGUGCUUUACAAGAAAUAAAAUCUACACAUUAAUUACUCUUGACUACAUUGAUGUCAUACAUGAAGACUUGGUCAAGGUGAUGAUAACGAGGUUGACUGAGUCUUCUAUCUUGGACCGGUUUGUAGAUGAACCGAUGUAGACCGGAUGUAAACCUCCUUGCACUUCCUCUUGUACUUGUUGGACUUGUCUAGUACUUGGUUAAGUACAUUGGUUAUUGUCCAUCCAGACAAUGAAUAUUAUAACAGUAUUAGCAAAUUAGAACACACCAGUAUUCUGGAGAGAACGAGAAGACGGAGCUUGGAGCUAGCUCUUCUACUACCCUAGGCUCUCGCCGUGAACUAUUGAUUCUCGAGUCGAUGAGAGCUCCGGGAAGCAAAGACGCCGUGGUGAUCGAAAAGGGGAAAAAGGCGGGAGAGCCACAUGUUAUUACCGUGAAUUGUCCGGACAGGACCGGUUUAGGCUGUGAUAUUUGCCGAAUCGUCCUCGAUUUCGGCCUUUAUAUCAAAAAAGGAGAUGUUACAACGGAUGGAGUAUGGUGCUACAUAGUUUUGUGGGUAGUUCCUCAUUAUGAUUCUCUCAUACCGAGAUGGUCACAUCUCAAGACCCAGCUUGUAUCUGUGUGCCCCUCUUGCCCAACCUACUUCGUACUCAAUUUAAUGUCUCCUUCUCCAGCACCAACUCAUGUUUACCUGUUGAACUUCUUCUGCCUAGACCGGACGGGACUCUUACAUGGUACUGUAUCUUUUAUUGGGAUAUGAUUGUGAAUGUCAUCUUGAAUUGAACUUGAGCUCUCAAUUCAAUCCGUGAAGGUGACCACCACGCCUGAUGGGAGAGUUCUUGACCUUUUCUUCAUUACUGAUAACUUGGAUCUUUUACACACAAAGAAGCGCCAAGACGAGACACUAGAGCAGUUUCGUUCCGUCUUGGGAGGCUCUUGUAUAAGCUGUGAGCUCAAGUUGGCUGGUCCUGAGUAUGAACAUCAUCAGAAAAUUCCAUCUCUUUCUCCAGCAGUGGCUGAGGAACUGUUUAUGUCUGAUCAACGCACAGAUGAAGAAGACAAUCGCGCACAGGCUCUUAGUGAUGAUAUGAUAAAGAUGAAGAAUUCCUCUGUCACAGUUGACAACUCCUUGAGCCCGUCUCACACAUUACUCCAAAUAUGCUGCGUUGAUCACAGAGGCGUUCUCUAUGAUGUAUUAAGAACCUUGAAAGACUUUGACGUUAAGCUAUCUUAUGGCAGGUUCUUGCCUCGAACACAAGGUCAUCGGGAUAUAGAGCUGUUUGUUCAGGUGAAAGAUGAGAAGAAGAUGUUGGAUCCUGAUAAGCAAAAUUCGUUAUGUUCACGUCUGAAAGCUGAAAUGCUUCAUCCAUUACGUGUUAUAGUAACAAACAGAGGACCAGACACUGAACUUGUGGUCGCUAAUCCAGUGGAGCUAUCUGGGAAAGGCAGGCCAAGAGUGUUCUAUGACGUUACUCUUUCACUAAAAGUGCUUGGAAUCUGCGUUUUCUCUGCUGAAAUAAGAAGAUACACUUCUGGUGAUCGAGAAUGGGAAGUCUACAUGUUUCUUCUGGAUGAGAACUGUUUGUUCCUAUUUGAUAGCGCCUCUGUUAGGAAUGAGAUUGCUAAUAAAGUGAGAAGAACACUGAUGGGUUGGUGAAGACAUGUGCAGGGACGUCAGGACAUCAGUUUGUGAUCUGUCAUAUAUGGUAUGCCUUUGGCUUUAUGUCCUAUUGCUUUUAGCUUCAUGUAAUGUAUAUAUCUGUUUGGCUGUUAGUAAAUCAGCAAAUGCUAAUUGUCAGUGACAAGCUGAUAGAGUCUUGUGUACAUGAGACAGACCUUCACCACCAACUGCCAUGAGAGACUACUUGUAUUUAGUUUGAGUAAUCAAUAAAGGAAGUGAGUAUAGCACAA
Raphanus sativus (radish) is the source of this 1933-nucleotide messenger RNA. Its product is annotated as ACT domain-containing protein ACR9-like. NCBI's taxonomy places the organism in Eukaryota, Viridiplantae, Streptophyta, Magnoliopsida, Brassicales, Brassicaceae. The record is from RefSeq and is a predicted model, not a curated record. The transcript is spliced from 6 exons.